AUCACGUGGGUCAAUUUGCAUAAUCAAGAUGGCCGAACGAAGGAAGAGGAAAGAAGCCGUGGCGCAACACCGAGAGAAAAACAACAAUUUUAUUUCGUCUACAAGGUUUACAACGAUGAAACGGCUACUUUCCGUCCUUUUUGUGCUGCUGAUUCAUGUGUCACACUCACAGGGGAAAUAUAUAUCGGGACAUUUAGUAACAGCGGAGCAAUGGGCUUUUCUGGGAAGAUUCUGUUUUCUGUCGGAGCUGGGGAGGUUGAAGUUCCAGUUCACCUACAGUCCACAGGAGGUGUGUGGUAACACUGUCGGCUGUCAGAACAUUCUCUUGUAUUAUGAUGAGGACGACCAGUGGCCAGCUGUGUACCCACAUCCAGAAAAGAAUUGCUCUUCGAAAGAGGCAGUGCUUAAUGUUAAUAACAACCAGGUGCUAAACCUAACCACGCAGUACGUGUGGUCUGGCUGCGAGCCAGUGGUCUCCGACGAUGACUCGAACACAAUGACGUGUGGAGGAGGUCGCUCCUUUCAGUCGGUUAGGGAACGAUGGUGGUAUAUUGCAGUGUCCAACUGUGAGGGCUUCCAUGGCCUCAACAUCCAGUAUGAGAUGACACUGACAAAUGGCAACAGCUACUGGACCCAACAUUUCUCUGCCGAUGAGUUUCAUAUCCUAGAGACAGACAUCACAUUCCUGGUUCUGUUUGCUGGUAUCCUGGCCUUGUCAAUCUGGGUAGCAACCAUUCUCAAGUCCAGACAACUAUUCCACACGUCCUACAAAAUGUACAUGUCUGCCGUGGGAUUUCAUGUUUUCAGUCUGUUUUUGCUGUGCCUGCACUAUGGGCAGUAUGGGAAUGAUGGUGUGGGACUGCCUGCAGCACAGCUCCUAGGUCGGAUAUUCCAGUCUGUGAGCUCACUUGUGUUCCUCCUGAUGCUGAUCCUACUGGGGAAGGGUUACACUGUCACCAGAGGUCGGUUGAGCCACAGUGGUUCUGUGAAGAUCUCAGUGUUCAUGACGCUCUACACACUUGCCUACGCCAUUCUUUUUAUCUACGAGAGGGAGUUCUUCGAUGCUGGCCUGGUGCUGUACUUGUACGAGAGUCCUGCAGGGUAUGGGCUGAUUGGUCUACAGCUGCUGAGCUGGCUCUGGUUCUGUUACGCCAUCUUCUUCACUCUCAAACACUACCCAGAAAAGUCGCUCUUCUACGUCCCGUAUUUCUUCUUCUACACACUGUGGUUCCUGGCUGGUCCAAUCAUGGUUCUCAUCGCAGCAUUUGUGAUCUCUAAGUGGGCGAGGGAAAAGAUUGUCAAUGGCCUGGAACAGUCGCUAGCUUUCUGUGCAUAUACCUUCUUUCUGAUCCUGACCAGACCUGGGGCAGCAAACAAGAACUUUCCCUUCCACGUCCGGACGUCACAGAUUGGAAUCGUUGAUGACUAUGAGCAGGGCCCACAGCAAAACGGAACGGCAAAUGGUGGCACCGGCGUCAACCUGGACCAUUUCCCACACCAGAGCAUGUACAGCACCAGCACUGACAGCAGCUUCAUCGGGGGAGGGGGGCCCAACUUCACCGAACUCUUCACUGUGGCCACCCCUACUAGUAGCCAGCCCCGUCCCGCAGACAACCCCCCACCCUACCCUGGAGGCUCGAUGGACCCGGCACGCAGAAUUCCAGACUUCACAGUAAAAUCAGGGAUCUCGUAGUGACCCUGGGUGUGCUUGGGCAUCACUGAUGUCAUGUAUACAGUGUGCUGAUUUGUAUGUCCAGUGUAGCAAAUGACAAACUGUAGUUUUUAUAUUUAUAUUUUAGCUACAGCAUGGUGUAACAAACAGAGCUGGAUGUAACAAUUUUUAUGUGUGAGUGUGAUACAUGUACCUUAGAACAUCCUUGAUAUUGUUGUUACCCAUUUGUACAUCUAUUGUAAAAUACAAACGUCUUUCGGUAGACAUGUGAGAAGGAAACUCUCUGCUGAGUGAGUGUUUUUUUUGUACAUACAGAUAAGUUUGCAUUGUCAGUUUUGGUCUACAAAUUUAUCAAUUUUACAUGUACAGUAUUCUCUGAGUUGUUGUUUUUUUGUAGUAUGUUAAAAAUGAAUUUGUAUGGAGAUGAUAAAAUUUCAUGGCUAUGAAACAUUCCACAUUGUCUUGUAGAAUGUCUCUACAAAGAUACAAAGAUGUUUUCAUGUGGUGAGACAAAACAUUGUACAGUUUAGAGUACAUUUUACAGUACUGAGGGUCUUACCCAAGUGGAUAUGCUGCACUUUGUUCCUGAUGGUAGCAUGUGUUGUGUAUAAAGGUACAAUGUUGUCAAAUUCUAUUUUUGUAUUAGUACAGAAUAGCAUAUUAUGUGAUUCCCUUGUGAUUGUACAUAAGCUCUUUGACUGGCUGGUGUGAGCUUGUGUCCCCUGACUGUUUAAGAAUGAAGUAACUACAUUUCCUGAUUACCAUAUGCAUGUAUGUUCUAUGAUUUAUCUCAGUCAAAUAUACAAUCUCUCAUUGGUCUAAGGAUUAAAAAAAAACAGGUUUGCUUGCAUGUGUUAAAUUUGGUCUCCCAGUCCCUACUUUUGACUUUUGAUACAGUAUUCAGUAUAUCUGUUUCUGUUGAUAAGCACUAAGUAAAUAUUUUGUUGUAUGACAGUGAUACCUCAAAAUGGAUAAUGUAACAAUAGACAGGUUUUGAUGUGGCUGGAUCUAGUUUAAAGAAUGUUUAAGUUGUUGGUUUCUUGAACACUUUUAACAUGCUCUUGAUACCUUAUGAGGUAGUCAACAGCAGUAACCAUGGAACAAUGCUGUGGGUGGAAGUUUGUUACACAAAUGAAUCAUGAAUUUUAGCUGCAUUUGCAGUUGAAUUUACUGUGACAUCCACAUGACUGUUAUUUAUUCUGUGAUGGUUUCUAUACCAGAUGGUCGGAGUCUGAGAAGACCAUGGAAAGGACACCCAGAAUCUUUGCAAAAUGUUGAAUGAUGUGGUUUUUACUCUUGCAGAUCUUAACUGCAUUUUAAUUGUAAAUCCUUAAAACAGAUAUGUAAAAUUUGGUAUGUAUGUGUAACAGUGGUUGCUGUGUAUGGUUGAGCUACUUUUCAAGCUUGACUAUAGCAAGUGCUGAUGAAAAGUCAAAAUACUGUUACAGUAUCAAACAAGCAAAGGUAGAAACAAACUUUGUACAUACAGGACGUUAACUGGUUAUUGAGUGUAGUCCGACAUUUGAUAAGAAUCUUAACCAUCACUUUGCUUUGAUUUGAUUUGUAUAUUGGUGAAUGAACUAAUCAUAUAAUGUUAUGUAUCAAAUCUUAUUCACUAAUGUAUAUUAUACGACUACACAUCGUCUAAUGAGAAAGAGAAUUGUAAUGGUAUUUGGAACUAAAUUUUGCUGUGAAAUAUUGUGUGUCAAUUUAUGACCUUUUUGUUGUCAAAUACAAACUUUCAAGACUUUAA
This is a messenger RNA of Branchiostoma floridae (Florida lancelet), 3425 nucleotides long. RefSeq names its product transmembrane protein 145-like. The record is from RefSeq and is a predicted model, not a curated record. Gene Ontology annotation, biological process: response to pheromone; G protein-coupled receptor signaling pathway. The transcript is spliced from 15 exons. Lineage: Eukaryota; Metazoa; Chordata; Leptocardii; Amphioxiformes; Branchiostomatidae. Bases 29 to 1693 code for a protein of 554 amino acids.